Messenger RNA from Cladophialophora immunda, 3011 nucleotides. RefSeq lists its product as uncharacterized. Gene Ontology annotation, molecular function: zinc ion binding; quinone reductase (NADPH) activity. Bases 1615 to 2757 code for a protein of 380 amino acids. Gene Ontology annotation, biological process: cellular response to oxidative stress. The transcript is spliced from 2 exons. NCBI's taxonomy places the organism in Eukaryota, Fungi, Ascomycota, Eurotiomycetes, Chaetothyriales, Herpotrichiellaceae. The record is from RefSeq and is a predicted model, not a curated record. Gene Ontology annotation, cellular component: cytoplasm.
CUCGUUUUACCAUUAUUAGCACGCAUUUUAGCACAUUACAAAGGUACUUGGUGCUGACAGGGCCAUUACCAUAGCCCCUCGACACACUCAUCAACGUCUGCGAGAGGUCCUACUAGCCUGCAAUGUACUUCCGAAAGAAGCUGAGGUGAGGUGGGAUGCUUGUGAGGUACUCCGAAGAAGAGGAAAGUUCCAACACCCUACCAAAAGGCCCUGUCAGGUUCUGGGCCCAAUUGGAUCGAACUAUGUUGACAGACCAUUUUUGCGAACCACUCAUGAGUGCAUGGUGCCUGACAUGGAUCGUCUGCCAGCAAAAGAUGCCACGCUCAAGGCACGGCCACAUUACUGUGGUGAGAGCCAGUGGCGAGGCUUGCCAUCACAGCGGUGUCUGCCCAAGCCUCGUUGGCAACCCAUCAAUGGCAGGCUUUUGUCCCAUACAUAACGCCACGGACGUCCUUUCUUGUUGGGAAGAAUGAUUUUAUAACUGCUGCAUGACUCAGCUUGUCCUUUACUCAUGGAGAGAUGAUGAAAGAGAGGGCCCGACAGUCACGCCAGAUGUUUUGUCCAACCAAUCCAGACGUUUCUACACACCUUUUUUGCUCUCUCGACGAUUGCCUUGUUGUCCGGUUCCACAACCAGAGUAACUGUCUACUACUGUGUGGUUGCCCGUCUGGAUAUGCCACUAAUCUCAUGAUGGCAUGACGGACGCGAACUUGGAACUUUUGUGCGACGUUCUAAGACUGGUCAAUGGCUGGGUUGAUCAUUCCUUACGAGCAUGCCAUGAUUGGGGGCCCAACCAUCAACCUCCCCCGUGCCCGGAAGUCGCCAUCCUCGUUCAGCCCUUCUCGCUUAACACAUGUUCCACGGCGGGACGCCCGCUUGCCAAUCAGGCCUGCACUCAUGUCAGCCUUGGAUUCUACAAAUUGCGCCCGGGCGCUGGGCACCUUGAAAGGGAAGCUUCGUCUCAGCUUCGGUUCAACACGGAUGAAUUGCCAAUUGCAGCAGUCCGACUCGGCAUGAUAAGCAAAGUCGACACCCACCAUCAAAAGCCACUUCAAGAGUGAGGGGUUCGCGGGGUAAACUGGUCUGCGGCCCAAACGAAAUAGCUACUCACGCCAGUCAAUUGGGCUACCCGUGUCGAUUUAGGAGGACGAUCCCGAAAUUCGAUAAGCUCUAGUACGAGCAAGAAGAGGGUUUCAAUUCGAGAGACAAGCACCAACGCCAUCCGCAAUCAGUCAGCUGAAACAAUCUAGCGAAACAUCCAUUGUUUACUAUGUCGGGGGGCAUUUGCGAUAUCGGCGAGAUCACUCAAGCUUGCCAUAAGUUGCGGAGAGAAGGUCGAAUUGACCUGCUCGUGCUUAGAAAUAUAUGACGACGAUUUCGGCACUAUCAUUUCUCCUCACCAAGGACCAAGCUGGCACAUAAGCGUCCAGAUAUUUGUCGAGAUGUAACUGCCCUGCAUGCAUAUUUGGAGAUCGUUUAUGCUGCAGCGUUGAGUCGCACGGAAACAGCCCGCGAGAAGCCCUGCCGUCCCCAUAUCACAGAAGGCUAUAUUACCAUUGACAUAUUCACAAUUGCUCCGAAUUUAACGCGAGCUCAGCUCACAUAAAACGUUCCAUGUCUCUACGUUCUCGAGCUACAUUGACAAAGAUAACUACCACAGCGACAGCAUCCACUCGUCUCGGCAGUCUCACCUCACAGCUAUCCCUCCGCCAGAGUCCCUCCCCGCGCUUCAGUCCGAAUUCCACUGCAACUCGCACCAUGUCAUCCCUCCCAUCUACAAUGAAGGCGGUCUCGUUUUCCAAGACUGGCGGCCCUGAUGUCCUGGAAUACACCGAGUCUCAACCUCUGCCCAAACUCGAGGACGGCCAAAUUCUGGUGAAAAACAACUUUGCUGGCGUCAACUUCAUUGAUACCUACUUCCGCACUGGCCUGUACCCCGCAUCCUAUCCCCUGAUCCCCGGUCAAGAGGCCGCUGGCACAGUCGCAAAGAUUCAAGGAAACAACCCACUGGGAUUCAAAGAGGGAGAUCGCGUGGUGUGGAUAAAGCAAGGAGGUUAUGCCGAGUACACGGCCGUGCCCGCAGAUCGAGCAAUUAAAAUCCCUCCAGGUGUGUCGGACGAAGACGCGGUUGGGGGUUUCCUCAUGGGGAUGACUGCUCUCUCGCUGGUCAAAGAGGCAUACCCAGUGAAGAAAGGCGAAACGAUCUUGGUCCACGCUGCCGCAGGAGGGAUGGGGCUGCUCCUCUGCCAGAUCCUGAGUGACAUGGGAUGUACAGUGAUCGGCACCGCUGGCGGCCCUGAGAAGUGCGCUCUUGCUAAGGAAAACGGUGCAACGCAUGUGAUCGACUACAAGGCCACAAGCGGGCCAACUUGGGUCGAACAGGUGUUGAAAUUAACGAAUGGCGAGGGCGUGGACUGCACGUUUGACGGGGUGGGCAAGGAUACCUAUGAAGGCAGUAUGGAGGUCGCAAAGAGAAAAAGCAAAGUUGUAUACUUUGGUAACGCAUCUGGUGCCAUUCCUCCGAUCAACAUCGCGCGCCUGACGGCCAAGAACCUCUCCAUCAUGCGCUCCACUCUAAUGAACUACAUCGUCACACGCCCGGAACUUGAGUUCUAUGCAAAUGGUGUGCUGGACCUGAUCAAGGCAGGGAAGCUGAAAAUUAAAAUCCACAAGGUGUACCCGCUCAGCGACGCAAAGCAGGCACACAUAGACUUGGAGGGACGGAAGACUACGGGGAAGUUAUUGUUGAAGUGCUAAACGGUGUGUUUGAUAGGGAGCGAUAUGGUUCGACACCUUAACUGUUAUCCAAGGGAAGACCAGCGAGGAUGGAAGGGGGUGAAAGGGAUGAAGAAAGCAGCCGUCCCUCAAAUCUCUCAGGUGUGGACGAGGCUGUCCUCGUUUGUAUUGGAUCUUCCUUACUAUGAUCAAUGAUCACAAAAGCUCCUCUGACGGAUAUUCUGGCACUCUUUUUUAGUCCCCUGAAAACUGUAGUCCAACCCAGCUCUUACUAG